Belonocnema kinseyi is the source of this 6907-nucleotide messenger RNA. RefSeq names its product trithorax group protein osa (gene osa). Gene Ontology annotation, biological process: chromatin remodeling; positive regulation of DNA-templated transcription; regulation of transcription by RNA polymerase II. The transcript is spliced from 20 exons. The coding region runs from base 140 to 6076 and encodes 1978 amino acids. The record is from RefSeq and is a predicted model, not a curated record. Gene Ontology annotation, cellular component: SWI/SNF complex; nBAF complex; nucleoplasm. Gene Ontology annotation, molecular function: protein binding; nucleosome binding; DNA binding. Lineage: Eukaryota; Metazoa; Arthropoda; Insecta; Hymenoptera; Cynipidae.
AAAUUGCCUUGUUCUUGCUUGUUCUUGAUUGUCCCACUCCCAGAACAUGGCUGCAACGCAAGCCUUAUUCUGUGAAAUGAUGUGAAAUUUCUGUGAAAUCAUUUCUGUGAAAUGAUGUGAAGCCAAGUGAAGUCGUGAAAUGCUCUCGAAAAGUGUAAGUGCGAAUCGCGGCGCGGACUCUGGUGAGCCCCAGGAUGCCGCCAAGUCCGAGGGCCACGACGCCCCCGGCCCUGGCCAUCCCUUCGCACCCAACCGCGAUUACGAAUAUGCGACCAACAAGCCCAACGAGUUCCCCUCGAAACAACACGCCGAUUACCCCGGCAAACCCGACUACGGCGGCAACAAACAGUUGCCCAACGAGGCCGAGCGAGGAAUUCAUCAUCAAAGCGAGAUGGAAGAACACUACGUUUCCAAGAUAGGAAACAUAGGCGCCGGCCCCGGAGCUUUCCCUGGACAACCUAGGACAACUCUUCCCUUCCCAGGACAAGCCACGGGCCCAACUCCUACGCUAAAUCAGCUGCUCCAAGCCUCCAGUCCUAUGCAUCGGUUCUCCAAUUAUUCCGGAAUUGGUCCCGAGUCCUACCAGCAGCCUUGGCCCAUGCAGCGACCCCCAGUUGUUCCUCCUGUCUAUCCACAACCUGGACAACGACCUCCACAAACGGGUUCGCCCCGAUUGCAUCCUGGACCUGGAGGUCCAAGUUCACCAACACCCAUGCCAUAUCAACCAUAUACACAGCGUUACUCUUCUCCAGCAAGACCUCACUCGCCCUAUGGUCAUCAUCAGAUGAAUUCCUACGCCACACAAGGUGGACACCCUUCAAGUAUAUAUUCGGAUCAACGAGGUUGGAAUCAAGGUGGACCACCAAAUCCUCCUCCUCCACCGACAAAUCAAACCAGCCCCUCUAGCCAGUCUCCACAACGUGCUCUUUCUCAAUCUCCAGCACCACCUCCUUCUGCCUCGCCGCAACCACAGCCGACCGGCCAACCGCAGAAUUUUCAUAGCAUGCAGCAACGAUCAACAACUCCAAAUACUCAAGGAAUUGAUUCAGGGGAAUUAUCUGGCCAAAAUAGUAACGAUAGUUCGAAUGGACCUGCUGGUCCAGGAACUCCAAACUCUCAGGGGAUGAGGCCUACCCCUUCGCCUACAGGGUCCACAGGUUCUCGCUCGAUGUCCCCUGCUGUUGGUCAGCAAAACGUUCAGAUGCCGCCACGGCCGUCAAGCAGUCAGUCAGAUGGAAGUGGACCAGCACGAAUGAGUCACUCCCCAAUGGCUACUCAAGGAGGAUAUCAACAACCCUUGGGUCCCUCACCGCACAUGCACAGUUACAAAAUGAAUAGUAGCGGCCCCGGUGUGGUUCAGCCAGGACCCGGACCAACCGGGCUUGGUGGUAUUAGCCCAAUGGGCAGUGGAAUGGGAUACGCAGCGGGUGGAGCUGCUGCGAAUCAACCUGGUGGUUAUCCUGGUCAGGGUGCUUAUCCGCCUCCUCGGCCACACAUGCAGUUUCCACAGGGUUACCCGCCACCUACAAACUCGCAACCGCCGCCGAACAAUCAAUACCAACCUGCUAGAUCCAACAACAUGGUGCAAUACCCCCCUUAUACGCAUAAAAUGGGCUUCAAUAGUGUAUCGCCCGGUAUGCCCCCGAGUCCCGGACCGCCUCAAGGCUACGGUGCAAGUGGACCUGGAAGCAUGGUGCCACCAGGUGCUCCAGGAAUCGGCGGCAUAGGCAAUAUGGGCCCACCGACAAGUUCUAUGGGACCACCGCCACCUUCUCCUAAUCACGUAAGCAGCAAUCAGCCACCGCCAAAUGCAGCAGUGCCGCAUCCACAUCCCCCUGCAGCCACGCCUCCGCUUAAUCAUGAGGGAAGUCCCAUGCCGCCGCCGAGUACUACUCCGAAUUCGCAUCCCACACCCGCACCCACCAGCCAUAGUUCUGCCGAUCUCACUACGGACACGUCGAAUGACAGUGGGAUUACCACCACUGCCUCAGGUACUACAUCUAUUAAUGUUACAUCAACUUCAAGCGGAACUGUAACAUCUGUGAUAACGACAGGUCCCGAUGGGACUUCCCUGGACGAAGGUUCCCAACAAUCCACGUUAUCGAAUGCAUCGGCUGCAUCUGGAGAAGACCCAGCUUUUACACCAAAGGUCAAAAGAGAGAUGCUGGGAGGAUAUCACAGUCAUCCCACCACGCCGCAAAACACAGUUCCAUCUCCUGGUGCCGCAAGCAUCAAUUCUAUCCAUGAAGAAUAUCCGGACAUGAACAGUCCAGGCUGGCCGCGCACACCUGCAAGUCCUGUAUUUAACAGUCAUGUGCCUCAAGACCCUUACAGAUCUAAGAAACCUGAUAGUUUAGCAAAAUUGUACGAAAUGGACGACUCGAUAGAGCGAAGAACAUGGUUGGAUAAGCUGGUUACUUUCAUGGAAGAGAAGAGAUCGCCGAUCACUAGCUGUCCGACCAUCUCCAAGAACCCCCUCGAUUUGUUUCGUUUAUAUCUCUACGUGAAGGAGAGGGGGGGCUUCAUGGAGGUAUGCAAGGUAACAAAGAACAAAACUUGGAAGGACAUUGCCGGGCUUCUUGGGAUUGGAGCGAGCAGCAGUGCUGCUUAUACAUUGCGAAAACAUUACACGAAGCAUUUGCUCCCCUUUGAAUGCCACUUUGAUCGAGGAGGCGUUGACCCCCAGCCAAUAAUAAAUCAGGUGGAGGCUGGUUCCAAGAAAAAAGGAUCCAAAGGUACAGCUUCCGUACCUUCUCCAGGAUCGUCCAAUUCCCAGGACUCGUUUCCGGCUGCUGGCUCGAGUAGUGCGUCAAUGGAUGGUUAUGGGAGUUACCAGGGCAGCUACGCGAGUGGCGCACCAGGAGGACCUGGUGGCGAGUACAAUACUCCGCCACCGCCGAGACCUCCUAGCCAAAGCAGCGCGCCUUCGCCUCAUCAAGGGAUGCAACAGAGUAACUACCAAAAUGCUGGUUCCUUCCAAAAUUAUCCCCAGGAUCAGUACAUUAGACCACCACAGGGUAGCGGAAUGUCGCAACAGGGCGAGUUCAAUCAACCGUACUCUCCUCGUUCGCAUUACCCGCCUUAUGUACCGGACUCUGAAAGAAUAAGGUUUCUUUCGCACAGGGGAUACUCCGGAGGUAACAUGCCGCCAAACAGUGCCGGGAGCCAGGACAUGUACAAUAGGUAUGCCGGAAAUCAACAGCCGGCUAGUUAUUCAACGGGAACCCCGCCUGGUGCACGUAAUAGCAAUUAUCCCUCGGCGCCGCAGGGUCAUCCGCCAAAUGCACAACAACAGCCACCCUCUUGUCAGCCGUCUUCUCCGGCGCAGUCACCCGCCUCUUCGACCUACUCCUGUCCCCAAGAUUAUUAUAGGCAAGAACAGGCCGGAUACGGAGCGCCAGGUGGAAGCCAAAUUUAUCCCUCGGGAACCGCAGCUAACAAAAAUAUGCCGCCGCCUCCACCAGGUCCUCAGCAACCUAGACGACAUCCAGACUUUGCCAAAGACCAGCAGUAUGCUCAGUAUAAUCAGCAACGGCCAACCUAUCCUGGAUGGCCAGGUACGACGAAUCAGUAUAACAGUGGCAGCCCAGGUGCUAGAGUUCAGUAUCCUAGUCAACCACCUCAGCCGCCGUCGCAACAACCGCAGCCACCGCCUCCACCACAACCUCAGGUUGCCUCUGGCGCGGCUCCUCCUGCCGGAGUUCAAGGGAUCUCUAGCAAUCAGCAGUGGGGCAGUCAACAACCGGCUAGGCCCUCUUCCCAACCUAGUAUCCCCAUCUCUCAUCCGCCAACACUUUGGGAACGUCACUAUUCAAAUCAACCGUCGACUUUAUAUCCACCUCCCGGCUCUCAUCAGUCUUUGAAUUUGCAGAGUCAGCUUGGCAUGAAUCCCAUGCUCAACCAACAACCUGCACCGAAAAGAGAAAUGACAUUCCCUGCUGACAGCGUCGAAGCAGUCACACCAUUAUUGUACAAACGACGAAAGUUAACGCGCGCAGAUGUAGCGCCGGUGGAAGCCUGGCGGAUCAUGAUGGCGUUACGUUCGGGUCUCCUUGCUGAAAGCUGUUGGGCCUUGGAUGUUUUAAACAUUCUUUUAUUUGACGACUCUUCCGUGAGCUACUUUGGACUGACACAUCUGCCGGGAAUGCUAGACGUUUUAUUAGAGCACUUUUCGCGCUCGCUCUCCGACAUGUUUGAGUCUUCGACAGCGGAAGAGGAGCGAUAUUGUGGUCAAGGAACGGACGGGCCUGAAGUGGAUCUCGGAGCGGUAAUACGGCCCAUAGAUCCCGAGGAUCGUACCAAGUUACUGUCCUGCUCAAACUACACUUUCCUCUCAAGACGCGGGCGUCCCGUGAAAAUGGUUCCCAGAGACGACGACAUCUUCGUAUUGGACAGUCGAAGGCCUUGGGACCAUUUGGAUUGUGAGGCGGACACGGAACCUUGGCAAGUAGACAGUAACACCACCAAGUACAUAGUGACCUGUUUUCAAUCUGAAACUGGUACUGUGCCCUUUGCGCGUCAUCUGAGGGACGAGAAACCUCCCCUUCUACAGAAGGAGGUAGAAAGUGUCGACUCGAAAGACGAGAUUAAAAUCUCCCCCGAGUCCCUUCCCGAAAAUUCCGACUCUGUCAGGAAACCUGACGAAGUCUGCGGCGACAGCAACAAGCCCAAGGACACGAGCGAGCGCAAACAAGAGAAGAAGAAGAAGACCAAGUCCAUCAGUGACGUUCUCUCCAGGAUCAAGAAAGAGCCCGUCGAGAUGAAUGACCUGACGCGGGAGCUCUUCGAGAAAAAGAACGACAGUUCGAGGAAAGAGUGCGAGGUGGACUCGAAAGCGAACAACAACGUGGGCGAGCACUUUGCCGACCUGCCCAAAGAUGACGAGGAAUCCCUGCCGAAUCAGAACGGCCUGAGCGAUUCGACGAGCACUCUCGACUCGGAAAAGAGGGAGGUAAAGGUGGAGCCGGAGGACGAGGCAUCUUCGAGUGAGGACAGAGAGGGACCAAGAUUGCAGAUCAAAGAUCCAGCCGGGACUCUCAAGAGGAGACGAAUGAGCGACUACGAGGACGAGAGCUACUCGAGGGAUGAGGCCAGUCUCUACCUUGUCACCGAGACCCAGAACAGCCUCGCGCAACGGUGUGUCUGUCUCUCCACAAUUCUCAGGAACUUAACCUUCAUCCCCGGCAACGAGAGCGAAUUUGCCAAGAAUGUCACCUUCCUCAGUCUCCUCGGGAAACUGUUGCUUUUACAUCACGAGCACCCGGUGCGGACGUUAAAAACACGAAACUAUGACCGGGAAGAGGACGCAGACUUUGCCGACUCGUGUAGCAGUCUACAGGGAGAGAGCGAGUGGUGGUGGACCUUCCUACAUCACAUUAGAGAAAAUGUCCUGGUAAUGUCAGCCAACAUUGCAGGCCACCUGGAUCUCAGCCAGCAUCCCGAGGAAAUUUCGCGGCCGGUGCUGGACGGUCUCUUGCACUGGGCAGUGUGUCCAGCUGCUCAUGGCCAGGAUCCCUUCCCGACCGUCAGUCUCAACUCAUCCCUCUCGCCGCAGAGGCUCGCCCUUGAAGCGCUUUGUAAACUUUGUGUGACGGAGAGCAACGUUGACCUUGUUGUGGCGACGCCACCCUACUCCCGACUCCAGAGACUCUGUUUAGUGUUGACGCGACUCCUGUGCCGGAGUGAAGAACAAGUUCUCCGCGAGUUUGGCGUGAACCUUCUGCACUUUUUAUCAGCGGCCGACAGCGGUGUUGCGCGUACAAUCGCUCUGCAGACACCUUGCGUGGCGCUCCUGGUCGCCUUCAUCGAGCAGGCGGAGAGCAGCGCACUCCAAGUGGCCAAUCAGCAUGGAUUGCCGGCACUUCGUGAUAACCCCGAGUCCAUGGGAACGAGUCUGGAUAUGUUGCGGCGGGCGGCGGGUACCCUGCUCAAUUUGGCAAGGCAUCCCGACAACCGGACAUUGAUAUUGCAGCAUGAGUCGCGCCUGCUGGCACUUGUGAUGAGUCAAAUCCUCGACCAGCAGGUGGCGGCGAUAGUGGCGCGGGUGCUGUUCCAGUGCUCGAGGAGCGUGUCGUAACUCGAGCGUGGUGUUGUUUGUUGUUUGUAGGAAACGACCACUCGGUACCGAGGAACAUGAAACGGUGGCACGGUUGUAGUUUUAUAUUAAACAAGUAUAAGAAAAAAAUGCUAAUUAUUGGUGUUAGCGCAGUGUGGUUAGCGCCAUUGGUAUACCUUUCAAUCGUGAAUUGGAAUAAUAUCGGUAGUGUAAGAUAUUCAAUAGUCGAGAAAUAUGCGAGAGGGAGAUGGGAGAGAGGGAGAUAGUUAAAAAAAAAAGGUUGAAUGUAAGAUGGGGAAGAAACGAAAGAGAGAAAGCGAGAGAGAGAGAGAGAGAAAGAGAGCAAAAGUGUGUGUGUAUGUGUGUGAGGACGACGACGACGACGACGACUUUGUGGAAGACAGCAGCUGCAUAAUAAUAUAUAAAAGAAGCCACCAAUAAAAAAUCAACUCGACGCGUGGUGCGACGUCUUGUUUGUAUCGUGGGUGACGAUUAUAUAUAUAAAUAUGAUAAUAUAAUGCAAAUUUUUAUAUUUGCAUGUUUUUGUGCUGUAAUUAGCGAGUAAUUAAGGUAUUUUGUAGAUAACACACACUUCCAUUGAAUCUUAUUCGGUUUGUGCCGCCGAAAUGUGGCACCGCGAUUGUGCGUGGAUUAAACGAGAUCCACGCAAGUCUCGACUUUAGAAAGCACAGACAGAAAACUAGGAAGCGAAUCAAUCGAGAAUACGAGCAAAUGUUUCCAGGAGAAAAUGAGAAUUAGCAAAACGAGUGAAAGAGAGAGAGUGAGAGGAGAGCGUGAAGAAGAAAACAAGGAAAGCAAGAGAUUUUUAUGAAAGAAGAAAGUGUGAACGAA